Messenger RNA from Pieris macdunnoughi, 447 nucleotides. NCBI's taxonomy places the organism in Eukaryota, Metazoa, Arthropoda, Insecta, Lepidoptera, Pieridae. The record is from the annotation of a GenBank genome assembly.
AUGGUACUUGAGGCUAUUCUAUCAUCUCCUUGGUGUAGCUCUUAUCACUUGCUGGUUAUUGUACAGAAGAGUCGAAGAGCAGCAGCUUUCGCCAAUGAAACAGAAGGACUUCGAAUUUCAAGUAGAAGUUUAUGCUUGUUUGAGCUAUUGAUAAACAAAGAAAGGUUUUUGCAAUAUGAACUUGUACCAAAUGUUACUGAGGGUAAUUUAAGCAGUACUGAAGUAAGUAAUCAGAUAAGUAAUGAUUCUUUUGAGAUAGAAGACAUCUCUGGAGAAAACUCUCAAGAAAAUACAACCGGUCAUGAUAAGGAAUCUUCUAUUUAUCCACAACAAACUUCCACAUCCUCACAAGAGGCUCCUGUUUCUACUCAAGAAGCUUCUACAUCAUCGAAGAAACUUCUACGCCUUCAAGAGAAGCAUCUACUUCAAAACGAUCAAGAAAAAUGA